AUGUUUGCUCCCUACCCUAUCAAACUGUUGCUGCUUUACACCAUGCUCUGCAUCCUAACUGUUCAUUGCUUUAGUGGUGAAAAGGAGUCCUUUAAUCUCAGCAGCACCGAGAGCGUGGCCAACAGCAGACAUGCCCGGUCCGUGAGCGACCUGCCGCGGCCCCGUGACUGCGCGUUCUCUGCAUGGUCCUCGUGGAGCCAGUGUGACCCCUGCCAAAAGAAAAGGUACAGGUUCGCCCGCCUGGAACAACCUUCUCAGUUCAAUGGAGAUCCCUGUGAUUACACUGAUAAAGAAACUGAAGACUGUGUUACAAAUAACCCUUGCAGGAAUAAAGUUAGAUGUGAUGGGUUUGUGUGUGCAGUUACAGGGAGAUGCGUUGCACGGAGGCUGCUUUGCAAUGGGGAUGAUGACUGUGGGGACCAGUCAGAUGAAAAGAACUGCAAAAAAGUGUUUAAGAAAUGCGACCAGAAGAUGGAGCAAUACUGGGGAAUAGAGAAUCUGGCAAAAGGGUUAAAUAUCUUCACAAACAACUUGGAAGGAUUAGUUCUUGAUCACAGGUACUAUGCUGGAGCAUGUUCUCCCCAUUAUAUCAUGGACACAAGAUUCAGAAAGCCAUACAAUGUAGAAAGCUACACAGCAGAGACCAAAUACAAUUAUGAAUUUACAAUGACUGAAUACGACUCCUACUCAAAUUAUGAAAGCAGUGUCCUGAAGGGAAAAGCUUCACAGUCUUCCUUCAGCUUUGGUAUAAAAAUACCAGGAGUGUUUGAACUUGGUUACGGUUCAAAUGACAACAGGUUCAAAAAGUUCAUUCAAAGGAUGAAAAGGUUUUCUUCAACU
This is a messenger RNA of Nestor notabilis (Kea), 840 nucleotides long. Its product is annotated as complement component C8 beta chain-like. Gene Ontology annotation, molecular function: protein binding. The transcript has 6 exons. The record is from RefSeq and is a predicted model, not a curated record. Gene Ontology annotation, biological process: immune response. The annotation marks the transcript as partial. Gene Ontology annotation, cellular component: membrane attack complex. Lineage: Eukaryota; Metazoa; Chordata; Aves; Psittaciformes; Psittacidae.